Mucor velutinosus is the source of this 1443-nucleotide messenger RNA. It is a transcript of the gene KOG1, whose product is annotated as Target of rapamycin complex 1 subunit kog1. The record is from RefSeq and is a predicted model, not a curated record. Gene Ontology annotation, molecular function: catalytic activity. Lineage: Eukaryota; Fungi; Mucoromycota; Mucoromycetes; Mucorales; Mucoraceae. The transcript has a single exon. Bases 1 to 1443 code for a protein of 480 amino acids.
AUGACUAGGGAUACUAUUCUAUGUGGCGAUUUCAACGCUCGGUUGGGUUCUCUCACUGGCGAUGCUAUCUCUAAUGCUCGUGGUAAUGCUCUUAAACCUUGGUUUGAUGAACAUUGCUUGUCCGUGCUCAAUGCGUCUUUGGCUUUUGGUGUUACGACGUACUCUUCUUUUCGGCAGCAGCAAGAAUUGAGUAGUAUCAUUGAUUUGUUUUUGACAAAUAUUGGUGAUGUUGCUUUGGUGAAUCCUCAACUGGUGGUUGAGUCUGAUCUGUCUCUUGGUUCUGACCAUCGAUUGAUGUCACUUACUUUCGGGUAUGUGCCACCUCUUGAUGACACUGUGGCUCCUGGUGAUUCUGUUCUGGCUCCUCGGCGUCAAUGGAAGCUCUCGAAAUUGACGAAAGAGAAGCCCUUGGGCUUACUCCGCGAAUCCUUUCGAUCUUCUGUUGCACCUCUGGUUGAUUCUCUUUCUGAUUUGGUGUCUGCUCCUCCUGGUGUUCGUCCAGAUAUUGAUGCACUCAACGAUUCUCUGAAUCAAUGUUUGUAUGAAUCUCUGGAUAGUUCUAUUGGUGUGAAAUCUGGCCGUCCUGGCCAUUGGAAGAAGUACUGGACGCAAGAAAUUCAGGAUGCUGCUACUGCACGUGAUCACUCUUAUAGUCAAUGGAGGCAUGCCUUUGGUAUUGUCAAAGUUGAAAAAUGGUCCUUAUACAAAGUUGCGCAUCGCAAGUUUCGCUCCCUGGUGCAAGCUGCAAAGCGAAGGUCCUGGAAACAGUUCUGUGGUAUUCUAGAAAAGGAUUUCUCAAAAGCUACUGCUGCUAUCAAGCGCAUCAAGCGUAACAAAGAGUCUUCUGCUACCUACAGUCAUCCCGACGGUCCUGCUGCUUCUGUUUCUGCUAUGGGUUCUCAUCUCGCUUCAGUGUAUGAUGGCUCUCUGCUUGCCACUGCUACUCGUCCUGCUGCUCCUCCCACUUUUGACUCUGUUCUGCCUUUUUGUGUGCCUGUGGAUUUGUCACUGUUCGAUGUUGAUACUCUUGUAUCUCACAUUCAGCGGCUCCCAACGCAUAAAGCUCCUGGUCCAGAUCAUAUUAAAGCUGAGAUGGUCAAGUCCUUGGUCUCUGAGAUUGCUCCGGUGUUGUCUCUGUUGUUCACUCUGUGUUACCAAUGGUCGUAUACUCCUGCUCUCUGGCGCCAAGCCCAAGUUUUCCCCAUUUUUAAGAAAGGCGAUGCUUCUGAUCCCGCCAACUAUAGGCCUAUUUCUCUGACUUCUGUUGUGCGCAAACUGUUUGAGUUCUCUCUCAUGCCUGAACUGGAUGCCCAUUCUCCUGCUCUCGACAUUGCCCAAGGUGGUUUCCGCCCUCAACGUAGUCCUCUGGAUCAAGCCCUCUGCUUGCAUGACUUGAUGCAUGAUUACUUUGUUGCGCACCGUCGUCGUCCUUGUGGAAUUUGA